This is a messenger RNA of Guillardia theta CCMP2712, 2559 nucleotides long. RefSeq lists its product as hypothetical. The record is from RefSeq and is a predicted model, not a curated record. Bases 1 to 2559 code for a protein of 852 amino acids. The transcript has 3 exons. NCBI's taxonomy places the organism in Eukaryota, Cryptophyceae, Pyrenomonadales, Geminigeraceae.
AUGAGGGGAUUGAAUUUUUUUCUGGAAAUUUUGCUCAUCCUCCAGCUCUUCCUAUCCUUCGAAUCUGCGCUUCGAUCCGUUGAGACAGGAAAGUAUGCUAAGCUCAAGAGCCGCGGAGAGGACGAGGCAGAGAAGAAAGUUGAAUUGAACUCUACCGCAACAUUGAAAAAGCAGCGCGACAAGAUCAAAAGUAAGAGAGCAAGAAAAAGCAGAGCAAUGCAGCAAGACAGACAGGAUGAAAAGUCAAAGGAGAAAGCAAGACCAAAAGGAACAAGACAGCAAUACAGGCGAGAUGAAGAGAAAGAGGAGAGCAAGACAGACGAAAUGAGCAUACUGGUGGAAUCUAUCUCACAAAUCCAGCGCCGGAUCGAGAUGUGCCAAGACCCGGCAGAAAAGCAACGGCUGACCAGUCAGCUUGAGAGGAAGGAGCUCGAGCACAAGCUCACGCUCGAGAAGAAGGAGCUCGAGCACAAGAUCGAGAUGUGCCAAGACCCGGUAGACAAGCAACGGCUGACCAGUCAGCUUGAGAGGAAGGAGCUCGAGCACACGGUCAAGCUCGAGAGGAAGGAGCUCGAGCACAAGAUCGAGAUGUGCCAAGACCCGGCAGAAAAGCAACGGCUGACCAGUCAGCUUGAGAGGAAGGAGCUCGAGCACACGCUCACGCUCGAGAGGAAGGAGCUCGAGCACAAGCUCACGCUCGAGAGGAAGGAGCUCGAGCACAAGAUCGAGAUGUGCCAAGACCCGGCAGAAAAGCAACGGCUGACCAGUCAGCUUGAGAGGAAGGAGCUCGAGCACACGGUCAAGCUCGAGAGGAAGGAGCUCGAGCACAAGCUCACGCUCGAGAAGAAGGAGCUCGAGCACAAGAUCGAGAUGUGCCAAGACCCGGCAGAAAAGCAACGGCUGACCAGUCAGCUUGAGAGGAAGGAGCUCGUGCUUGACAAACACAGGGCCGAGGUCCGGGAGGAAGAGGCAGAAAGCGCAAUUUGGACAGAAAAAACCUUGAGUCGUGAUCUGGUGGGGCACAGGGAGGCGAACAAACUCUUCUUUCUCGAUCGAUCGCUGUUUGAUCCAAUCAGCUCGUCACAAGCAGGGGUGCGUGUGCUGUACUGCCGAGAUUCCUUCAAUGAGCAGUGGCGUUUCCUUGACGACCGGGUGUGCAAGGCGGGGUGUCUGGGUUGGAUUCUAGGGCCUCCGGGGACGGGGAAGACGACGACGACGAUGUCCUUCAUGCAAUCGCGAGGCAUGGAGGAGGGAUGGAGGGUGAUAUGCUUUCGGCUGUGGAAGUGGGGAAUUGUCGAAUUCUUACAGGUUGAUGAUGGCGUAUUGAGAAAAUGUGAGAUGCCUGCCGACAAUGCGGGGGCUUGGAUACCGAAAUUUCUCAGAGAACGGGCACCGAGCGGGAAGAAGACUUUGGUGUCUAUAGAUGGUUACCGACAGGGGGAGCAAGCACAUGGAUUUGUGCUGAGUGCUUGCCUGUAUUGGGUUCAUCGUGAACUGGAGAAUCGGCGGCUUGUUAUCACAACGUCGAUGAGCUCUCGAGCAAAGAAGAGUUCCGAGCAAGAUGCGAAUGAGAAGGUCGAAGAAAUGAUGGUGUAUUCGUGGACAAUGGAAGAGUAUCUGGAAGCCUGUAGGUACGACGCGUUCUAUAAGAGUGUGGCUGAUGUGAUGAAAUGGAGCUUGGAUGAAGAAGAGGGAAGCAUGGAUGAAGGCGAGGGAAGCAUGGAUGAGACAGAACAAGAGAGAAGGUCGAGAGAAAUCGAGUCAAAGUAUCAGAUUGUAGGAGGCUCAUGCCGAUAUAUGUUUGAACGUAGGACAGAUGAAGCGAUCCAAGAACUCCGUGACGGGAUAGAGGCUGUUCCUGAUUUUGCGUCCCUGUUUGACAUGGGGAUGGGAGAGCGUGCAAACAAUGCUGUGAAUCGCCUGCAUGGGAAGUAUCGUGUCGAAGACGAGGUGCACUGGACGCUUGUCAGCAGGUUUGUUUCCAUGGAGCUAGCACAGAGGCUUGGAGAAACGUUUGUGAGGAAGAUUGAAGAACUCGUUGACGCAACUGGGAAUCCGACACUUCGGGGUUGGUUGUUUGAGAUGCUGUUCUUUGCUCGGAUACGAGGGGCAGGGCUGCAGCUUACCACGAGGUCCGAGAUAGUCGACGAUUGGAAAAGAUGUAACGUGAUAAGGCUGGAAGCUAUGCAAAUCCAUAAGCUGCAGGAAAAGACAAAAGUAGCAAGGGUGUGCCUGAAGCCAUUGAAAUGGAAUCAGGGGGGCUACGAUGCAGUGAUUGUUGACUGGAGUGAAAAAUUUGUGCGCUUUGUGCAGGUAACGACUAGGCAGUCGCAUGACCUCAAACUGCGAUACAUGGCAAAGUGCCUGCAACUUUUGGGCAUUGGGAAGGAGGAAGGCUGGAAGGUGGAGAUAGUGUUUGUCGUUCCCGAGGAGAUUCUCAACAGCUUCAGCGUGAAGAAUGUGGAAAAUAAAGGCAUUCUUGCAAGGUACGGGUGGACCCGCGGCAAUGAAGCGAUCGAAGCGCAGGUGUUUGGUAUGGAUCCCAGAACGCGACGGUAG